UUCCUCGUUUCGCUCUCUUCCGUCACUUCCUCCUUGCGCGCUUCGGUCUGUCCACGCUUAUCUAGCAUGCAGCGGUCCUGUUUUCGUUCACUUUAAUCUGUCCAGCUCCGUGCAUUGGGGAUUUCUGUUUACUUCUUUUCUAGCAAACUGUCCCGUGUUCAUCUGUGCACACGUGUAUAAGCGCGCGCGUUUCCGCCAUGCCUAACAUCGUGCUGUUCAGCGGAAGCUCCCACCACGACCUGUCCCAGAAAGUGGCGGAUCGCCUCGGGCUCGAGCUGGGCAAAGUGAUCACCAAAAAAUUCAGCAAUCAGGAGACCUGUGUGGAAAUAGGCGAGAGCGUGCGAGGCGAGGAUGUGUACAUCAUACAGAGUGGCUGUGGAGAAAUAAACGACAACCUCAUGGAGCUGCUAAUCAUGAUCAAUGCAUGCAAGAUCGCUUCAUCAUCACGUGUGACCGCCGUCAUCCCGUGUUUCCCCUACGCCCGGCAGGACAAAAAGGACAAAAGCCGUGCACCGAUUUCUGCUAAACUGGUGGCUAACAUGCUGUCGGUAGCCGGAGCAGACCACAUAAUCACUAUGGACCUCCAUGCUUCACAGAUUCAGGGAUUUUUUGACAUUGCUGUGGACAACCUAUACGCAGAACCCGCAGUCCUCCAGUGGAUCCGAGAGAACAUUCCUGAGUGGAAAAACUGCAUUAUUGUGUCGCCUGACGCUGGCGGUGCUAAAAGGGUGACCUCCAUCGCCGACCGGCUGAACGUGGAGUUUGCGCUCAUUCACAAAGAGCGCAAAAAAGCUAACGAGGUGGACCGGAUGGUGCUGGUAGGGGACGUAAAGGAUCGGGUGGCCAUUCUGGUGGACGACAUGGCUGACACGUGUGGAACCAUCUGCCACGCUGCUGAUAAGCUGAUCUCCGCCGGUGCUAUAAAAGUCUACGCAAUUCUCACCCAUGGCAUCUUCUCGGGUCCUGCGAUUUCACGCAUCAACAACGCUCCCUUCGAGGCCGUCGUCGUCACCAACACCAUUCCACAGGAGGAGAAGAUGAAGCAAUGCCCCAAAAUUCAGGUCAUCGACAUCUCCAUGAUCUUAGCCGAGGCCAUCCGGAGAACCCACAACGGCGAAUCCGUCUCGUACCUGUUCAGUCACGUUCCGUUGUAAGAGAGAAGAGCAGUUACACCUCCUUCCUCCUCCAUCACCAAUUCCAGUAUCAUCCCCAUGUGGGAGUCCUGAGAGUCAGUCACAUUCGGUAGCCAACCGCAAGCAGCCAGCUCUUGCUUAUCCUGCGCACAUCACUGUCUUAUUAGCAUUCCAUUCACAAACUAUGGGACAAUUUACAGUGGUUCCGCUCUCAUUUUUUUGGAUCUUGUUUCUGCUUUUUAACCAAAUAUCUGAUGCCAAUUUUACUUCCAUUAUGUCCCUCAGUAUGUGGGAUUUUUAAAAAUUUUUUUUGGAAAGUACCUUUUUUUUUUUUUUUGACCUCAUUUAUUAUUUUUUUCCAAAUGUAUGCAUGUGUAUAUAGUUCCCCUACAAUCAGACGUGGCAAUUUCUGCAUUACAAGAUGAUAAUUUUUGUUAGGUAUUCAGUUCAGUCCUAAAUGUUCUACAUCUGCGUUCCCAAGAAGUUUUGUAACAUGAGUAAAGAUUAAACAGAAGAUGAGAUGUCCGUAUAUAGACUCUCUCUGCCAUUUUAGCAUUUUAUGAUGCGCUUUAUUCUUAGACCUGAAAUAACAUUUAAGCUGAUUAUAUGAUUUAAAACCUGAUGACAUUUAAAACAGCCACGUGAGAGAAAUGGAACGGUUCUUUGGCUUGAGUCCACCAUUGUGGUCUUUAAUGCAGCACAAUUUAUUGCAAACAAACGUUAAAGGUAUUUAAUGCACAGUCUCCGUUUGCACAGUGAAUCUUCUGAACUGCAACAAAUCGCUGAUCAGUUAUUAAAUGCACAAUUCAGAGCAGGUGCUCCUUUUAAAAGCUGCCUCCCUUCAUCACAAUGGCUAACAGACUGUUUGAGACCACACUGACUUGUGACUGUUGAGCUUUGUAUAGUUCUCGAGUGCUGGAUUGCAUGCGUUAGUACAGCAUUUGUGAUUUCCACGUAGCCUCCAUGUGCCAUGUAAGAACACAUUGUCAUGGGUGAUGCAUGGAGUUAACACUGUAUGAUUUCUGACAGAAUCCUGGCUGUCCUUGUUGUGUUGUACUGUUCACCCAUUUUAAAGAGCAUCUUUCCACAGUGGUACAACCGGGUGUUGUCCAGCACUGUCGAUAUCCAGCGUUACAAACAUGAUUAAACCUUUUAAAUCAGACAUUUGUCUUUUCGUCAUGGUUCAAAGCCACAUGCAAUGGUCACACACUAAUAGAGCUAGCUUAAAUAACACUAAAUCAAUUAAAUGUGCAGAUGAGUGACAGUGAAAGUUUGCCUAGAAACCUCAAAAAUGUUCCACGUUCAAUACCUUUUAACAGAUUUAUUUCAAGAAGCAACAGAAGAAGAUAGCUGCUUUAUACAGCUUUAUACUAGUACAAAAAAAAAAGCUUCUUUAGAGAACAGUAACAGUUUUCACCAGUAACUCUUGUUGUCUGUCAUUAGAUUUCGGUCCUGAAUAGAGAAACAGCAAAGUGGAAUUUAGUGGAAUCCAAAUUUUAAAACACUGGUUACAUUUCACAGCAUCUUUUCAUGCAUUUCACAAUACAUGAAGCUUAACGCAGGCUCCUGGUUUCCUAAGCAUGAGUAGAGCAUUAGCGAAUGCAUUCCAGGCAUUGUACUCGAGACACUGAUCAAGUGUUACUGUCUUAAAGUGACGAUGAAAAUAAAAGAAUGGUUUGACAAUG
This is a messenger RNA of Pangasianodon hypophthalmus (striped catfish), 2818 nucleotides long. RefSeq names its product ribose-phosphate pyrophosphokinase 2. Bases 198 to 1154 code for a protein of 318 amino acids. Gene Ontology annotation, biological process: 5-phosphoribose 1-diphosphate biosynthetic process; purine nucleotide biosynthetic process. Gene Ontology annotation, molecular function: magnesium ion binding; ribose phosphate diphosphokinase activity. The transcript is spliced from 7 exons. Gene Ontology annotation, cellular component: ribose phosphate diphosphokinase complex; cytoplasm. The record is from RefSeq and is a predicted model, not a curated record. Lineage: Eukaryota; Metazoa; Chordata; Actinopteri; Siluriformes; Pangasiidae.